Molecule: messenger RNA, 579 nt
Organism: Vigna angularis (adzuki bean)
Lineage: Eukaryota; Viridiplantae; Streptophyta; Magnoliopsida; Fabales; Fabaceae
Exons: 2
Coding region: 89-568 (159 amino acids)
Source: RefSeq, a predicted model, not a curated record
UUCCAGUUAAAUAUUUUAUGGCUUGAAGUCUAAGUUUUUUAUUUUAUGGACAUGCAGUCAAAGCAUAGAGAUAGUUGGAACAGUCAUUAUGGAAGAACAGGUUUAUGCACGACAUUCAUGCAGGACAAAAUACUUGGCACAUGUGAAUACAUUAUUAACGGAUGUGCAGAAGACGUUUAUACAAAGAACUCCUUUUGGAUGGCUACUGUCCAUUGAUGUGGAAGCCAAAAUGAGUAGGACACUACUUAUAGAAUUGUGUAGUAGAUGGUCAGAGAGGAGGGGUGGGUUUGAAGUUAGGUCUGUCUUUAUUCCAUUCACCAAGUUAGACGUUUGCUUAGGUUUAGGUGUUAGGGUUAAUGGAGACAUGUUUAAGUUGUUUAAAGAGGAAGUUGAUUGUUAUAGUAGAAGAUUGUUUGAUACAAAUGAUGUAACUAUACAUCAUGUUUAUGAAGAGCUUCAAAAGCAUAUAAAAGGGGAUGAAGUGGCUGAUGUUUGUAGAUUGUAUUUGUUGCUAGGGUUGACUGAGUUUUUGUUUCCAAAUAGAGGUGGAAAAGUUCAUUUUGGUUGAUUUGAAUUAUU